CAAUAAAUUAAGAUCAAUCUAAAGCGAAAAAGCUUUAAAAAAGCACAUCCUGAAAGAAUCCGUCUUCAUUGAGAAACAUAGGAUCAGUACCUGAGAUUUUGCUCCAAAUGAAGAAGUUAGUUGAAAAUUUUAAGCAAUAAGAAUGGGGAAAAGGCUCAUCUUCUGUGAUUUUAGAUUCAGGAGAAUGGUCAUCCUGUUGGGAAUACUGAGUCCCAUUUUGUUUUGGUUUUCAGAGGCUAAAUUUCUGUCAAAACAGAGGAUUAUACAAGUCGGAAGAAAAACCAACCACCUUAGAAGGCAUAUACUAAAAAGUAUUCAGAGUGAAGAUGGAGAUAUUGUUGAUUGCAUUGACAUUUACAAGCAACCAGCUUUUGAUCAUCCUGUUUUAAAGAACCACACCAUUCAGAUGAAACCCACAUACAAUCCAACAGAUAUAGUGAAGGAAAGGAGCAAAGAAUCUGCCAUGACUGUGACACAAAUUUGGAAGCGAAGUGGAAGCUGUCCAAAGGGAACAAUACCAGUACGAAGAACCCAAAAAAGGCACUUACUUAAAACCAGUACUCCAAUUGAAGAUUAUGGAAGGAAAAAACAGAGAUAUUCUUAUCCAGUCGGCAAGCUCAAUGAGAGUAAGAAUUUACAAGUUCAACUAGCAAAUCACUCGAAGGCAAUUUUGCUUACACUCGGAUACAGAUAUACAGGAGCUAAAGGAGAUAUCAGAGUUUAUAACCCUUUUGUUGAGUCAGAUGAUGAAUAUAGUACUUCUCAAAUAUGUCUCGUCAAUGGUCCUUACUAUGAUUUUGAGAGCGUUGAAUCUGGAUGGGCGGUAAAUCCAAGUGUUUAUGGGGACAGACAGACUAGACUAUUUGUAUAUUGGACGGCCGAUGCCUCAAAAACAACAGGGUGCUUUGAUCUAACUUGCCCUGGUUUUGUUCAAACCAGCGAUGAAAUUGCUCUUGGUGCAGCAAUCUAUCCAAUCUCAGUUCCUAAUGGGCUUCCAUAUCAAAUAACCAUUUAUAUCUUUAAGGAUCCAAUAACAAGCAAUUGGUGGAUGCAAUAUGGAGAAAAUGUAAACAUUGGGUAUUGGCCAGCAGAAUUAUUCAAGGCAAUUCGUUAUAACGCAGCGAGUGUGGAGUGGGGAGGUGAAGUUUACAGCAAAAAUGUAGGGCGUGAACCCCACACUGCCACAGAUAUGGGGAGUGGACAAUAUCCAGACUAUGUCUUUGGGAGUUCAGGCGUCAUAAAAAGAAUGAGAAUCCGUGACAAUUCUCCCACCUUGAAGUUUCCCGAAUGGGUUGAGACUUUUACCGACGAGUUCAAUUGCUAUGAUGUUCAGUACAUAGGGGAUUACGUUGAAGAUCCUGAGUUCUACUAUGGAGGCCCUGGAAGAAGUGAUAGGUGCCCUUAAUUCCUUUCCCAACUCUCCUGUAUUCUUUCUAAUUAAUUCAUUUCCCAACUCCCUUGUAUUCUUUCUAAUCAUGUAAUGUAAUGUAAUGUAAUUGUCUCUGUUUAAGAAAAAAAGAAUACCUUCUUAUCAUUUAUUUGAAA
Molecule: messenger RNA, 1545 nt
Organism: Ziziphus jujuba (common jujube)
Lineage: Eukaryota; Viridiplantae; Streptophyta; Magnoliopsida; Rosales; Rhamnaceae
Product: protein neprosin
Exons: 7
Coding region: 143-1405 (420 amino acids)
Source: RefSeq, a predicted model, not a curated record